AUGAAUUUUCAGAGAGAAAUAACGAAAUGGGUAGAACAAAAAAAAAACUUAAAACUAAAAAGACUUAGCUGUUUUUUUUUUUUUAAAAACAAAAUUAAAAAAGGAUUAUUCGGAAACUUAUUAAAUAAUAAUUAUGUAAAAGAAAAAGUUACAAAUGAAAAAAAUGUAAAAAAAUAUAAUUUUUUAUCUAGUAAAAGUACUACAAAUUUACUACACGAUUUGAGUUAUUGUAACAAUUCCUCUUUUUAUGAGAAUUUUCACAAAAGGAAAUAUCAAGAAGAUAAUAUUUAUGAUUUAAAAAGUAUUAUAUUAAAUUUAAAUAAUAUACAUUAUUUAUUUAAUAAAAAUGAUAAUAUUUAUUUAAGAUUAUCUCUUUUAUAUAUGGAAGAAUUGCAACACUUAAAGUUAUUACUAAACAUAGGACAAGAAAAAAUAUAUAACUUAUCUAACGAGUUUUAUGAGAAAAAUAAAAUUUCCUUAAAUUAUUGUUUAAAUUUAGUUGAUAUAAUCAAUUUAUUUAACUUUUAUAUAUAUAUAGAGAAAUAUUAUUUCUAUUUUUUUUAUAUAAUUUUAAGAACAAUAGAAAAUUUUAAGGAUUUUUCAAAUGUUAAUGAUAUUUUAUCCAUCAAAUUCUUAAAAUCUUGUUUAAAAUUAAAAAAAGAAAUAAGUAAAAAUGUUGAUACAAAUAAGCAGAAAUAUUAUAUGAAAAAAAGAAAAAUAAUUAAUCACAAUAUUCUUCAUAAUUACUUUUAUCAUAUAAAAAAUAACAUUUUUACAAAAAAUACUAUUCAUACCUUAUCUUAUGUUUCAAAGAAUUAUAAUACAUUUUCUUUUUUAAAAAAUAAUAAUAAAAAAAGGAAAUAUAUACACUUUUUUUAUCUAAAAAAAAAAGGCUAUGUAAAUUUAAUUUAUUCAAAAUUUAAGAAAAGAAAAUAUAAAAAAUCAAUGAUAAAUUGUGAUUACUAUUUAGAAAAAUGCAUUUUUUUAUUUUUAAGUAAAAAAAUUGAUAUAAAUAUAUUAAUAAAUUAUAUUAAAAUAACUCAAAAUACAAACAUAUGUAAUAAUAAUUUUAUAAGUUUAAUAAAAAAUUAUUUGAAGAAAAAUUAUGAAUAUUUCACUACAAAAGAACUUAUAAUUAUAAUAAAGUAUUUAAUGAAAAUAAAAGAGCCAAUUAAGGUGUAUAAAAUGUCUUUUAGUUCUAUAAAAAAAGAUGUAUGCAAAAAUAUAAAUGAAUAUAGCAUACGAGAUAUUAAUAAAAUUAUUUCUAUUUUUUCAAAAAACAAUCAUUAUGAUGAGAAGUUUUUAGAUAUUAUUUCUAAUUAUAUUAUGGAAAACUUAAACACAGUGAAUUCAAAUACUCUUGUUAAAAUUACAAUUAAUUUAUAUAAUUUAAAUUAUAAAAAUAAUGAAUUAUUAUAUGAAAUACUUAACAAAUAUAAACCUUUUAUUAGAAAUAGUAGAAAAAAAUUAAAUAUAAAUUAUUUGUUUCUAAAAAAAACAAAAUUAAUUUAUAAAAUGAAAAAGGAUAUUAUAACACAAAAAAAAAAUAAAAUAGAGAAACUUUCUCACAAUGGAAAUGCUUGUAGUACCUUGAAUUUUGCCUCUAUAAAAAUUAAAGAAAAUGUUUCGGAUAACAAAUAUUUUAGAAAUUUUGAUUAUAUAAAAAUAAAAAAAUUAUUAUUAUUUAUGAAAAUAUUAAUAGAAAAUAAUAUAUAUAUAGAUAACAAAUGGUCUCAAUAUUUUUUUUCAUUAAUUAAAAGUAAAUUCUAUUUUAUAAAAAAAAAAGAUUUUCACACAUUAUGCUUUGUAAUUCUUCAUUUAGAAUCAAAGGAAAUGUUUUCUAAUUUUUUUCUUUUAUCCAGUAAAUAUAACAUAUUUAAAAAAUAUUCAUUGCAAAAACUAAUAUCUUCAAAUAACUUAUCAUCUUUAAUUCAAAUUAAUUUAUUAUUUAGUUUUCAUAUAUAUAGAUAUAAUAGUGACAUUUUUUUAUCUUUGUUUUUUCAUGUUCUUGAUAAAUUUUAUAAAAUUUAUAAUUAUGAAAAUAAAAAUGAGGAUCAAGAAUGCCAACAACAUUUCACAAAGCAAAAGAAACCCUUUAAUAUUUUUUAUAGAUACGAAAAAGAUGAUAUUCUUCAAAAUAAUGAAGAAAAUAUAUAUAUGCAUGAUUUAAAAAUAUAUGAGAGAAAAAAGAAUAAUAAAUACAGUAAAAAGAAGGAGAAAAAAAAAAAGGAUGAACUAAAAAAUAAAAUAAAUAAAAUUAUAAUACCAUCAUGUGAUAAAUUAAAAGAAAAUAUAUCAUUUCAAAAUAUAGCACAAGUAGAAAGUGAAAUACACGAAUUUCAAAACAGUAAUUUAAAAUAUCAUCAAAGUCAAAGUGAAAAAACAAAUGAAAAUAAAAGAAAAACCAUUGAACCUAUAUGUAGGGACAAUAAUUUUUUAAUAUAUAAUGACAAUAACAAUAUAAAAAAUGACAUGCAUUUAAUUAAUAAUGAUAUAAUUAUCAAAAAGGAAGAAAAUAUUUAUAGAAAUAAAAAAUAUGCUAACUUCAAUUCCUAUAAUUUUACAUGUUAUGAUAAUAAUAUUAAAAAUGAAAAGGUUGAAUUAUACAAUGGUGAAAAUAAAUAUGAUGAGAACAUGAUUAAUAAUGACAAUUCUUUUUUACUCCAUGAAGACUAUUUUAUGAAAAAUGAGAAAUUAAAUAAAGAGAAUAAUAGUGAAUUUUUCUUCAAUGGAAAUUAUAAAAAUAAGAAUUCUGAAAAUAUAUUAAAUAACUAUACAAAUGAUUAUUUUAGUAAAUUGAGGGAUUCGCGUUACUUAAUUAUAAUAAUAAACAAUUUUUUUUUUAAUUACAUAAUAGGAAACUAUAAAAAUAGUGAUAAUAAUAAUAAAUUUUUUCAAAAUUUAAAUGAAGAAUACUUGUUAAAUAAACUAACAUACAACCAUUUGUUAUUGAUAUAUAAAACUUAUGAAUUAUGCUCCUCUUAUGUUAACUUAUCUUUGAAAACAAUAAAAAUUAUGAACAACAAUAAAAACGUUCUUUCUUCUAAAUUUCAUAAACAAAUACUAUCUAUUUUAACACAACUUGAUUCAAAAAAUGAAAUAGUAAGUGAAUAUGUUCAAUAUCCAUUUCAGAUAGAUAUUUGCAUAAAAAGGAAAUUUGUUUAA
This is a messenger RNA of Plasmodium gallinaceum, 3165 nucleotides long. RefSeq names its product conserved Plasmodium protein, unknown function. The coding region runs from base 1 to 3165 and encodes 1054 amino acids. The record is from RefSeq and is a predicted model, not a curated record. Lineage: Eukaryota; Apicomplexa; Aconoidasida; Haemosporida; Plasmodiidae. The transcript has 2 exons.